UCUCGCCUCCCGAUCUCCGCGCGCGUGAGAGAGGGCGACGGCCAGCAGGAAAAGCGAGGAGUAGGCGGGAGCCCCGGCUCCAGCGCCCCAGGCGCGCGGGAGGGCGGAGCCGGUCCGUCCCCGGCCAGCCAGGGCACACGGAAGUGCCGUGGAGUUUGUCCGAUUCCCCAGCCUGCUCUUCCUUCUCCCUCCCUCUCCCCACCCCUCACCUCCCCCCCCUCGGCUCUUCCCUCCUUCCUCGGGACGCCACCUCCCGGAAUCGCCUUUUUUUGUUGUUGUUUUGGAGCUGGCUUCUCGCUGGCGGCGCAGAGGGGCCGCGAACGCUGGAGAAGAAGGCGGGCUCGGGGUGCAGCCCACCGCCCACCGGCGGGACCCCGCGGGGCAGAGCGGAGGACGGACGGACUGACGGCCGGGCGCGCCAUCUGCUCUCCCGAGCUCACUCUCCAAACUCCUGUUGAGUGUAACAUUGUUCCAGUGGAGAGUGUUGAAUUCUUGCCCUCUCAGAGCUGAUUUCUCCGAGUCACUUGACUUUUCUUCUGGGAGUGGGAGGAGGAGAGACUGCCGAAGGAAGGGAGGAAGGCCAUGGACAUGAGCUCUCCCUGCUCACAGGUGUGUGCAGGGAGAACUGGUAGGGCUGUUUCUGGGCCGUGGACAUUGCUUUGAAGAGAGGGAGGCUGGACACCAUCUGUGGGGGCUGAGAGACUGAGGGCUGUGGCAGGCCUUGAGUUGCGAGUGGAUUUUUGGACACCCUAGCAAGUGUUUCUAGUGCUGGGCAGGACUCUCUCCUCAUCUUUCGCUACCACUGGCCCAGAUAUGGCACUAAAAGGCCGAGCCCUCUAUGACUUCCGCAGUGAGAACAAGGAGGAAAUCAGCAUCCAGCAGGAUGAGGACCUGGUCAUUUUCAGCGAGACCUCGCUGGAUGGCUGGCUGCAGGGCCAGAACAGCCGCGGUGAGACAGGGCUUUUCCCUGCCUCUUACGUGGAGAUCAUCCGUUCUGGCACCAGCUCCAACCAUGCCGACUACUCCAGCAGCCCUGCAGGCUCUCUGGGCACCCAGGUGAGCUUAUAUGACAGCUCCAGCGUGGCCAACCCUUCCAGGAGUGGCGGGGGCAGUGGCUUCCUCUCAAACCAGGGUAGUUUCGAGGAGGACGAUGAUGAUGACUGGGAUGACUGGGAUGAUGGAUGCACAGUGGUGGAGGAGCCACGGGCUGGUGGGCUGGGUACCAACGGGCAUCCCCCACUCAACCUCUCCUACCCUGGUGCCUACCCCAGCCAACACGUGGCCUUUCGGCCCAAGCCACCCCUGGAGCGGCAGGACAGCCUGGCAUCUGCCAAACGAGGCAGCGUGGUGGGGCGCAACCUCAACCGCUUCUCGUGCUUCGUGCGCUCUGGCGUGGAGGCCUUCAUCCUGGGUGAUGUGCCCAUGAUGGCCAAGAUCGCUGAGACAUACUCCAUUGAAAUGGGGCCUCGCGGCCCCCAGUGGAAGGCCAAUCCCCACCCAUUUGCCUGCUCUGUAGAGGAUCCCACCAAACAGACCAAAUUCAAGGGCAUCAAAAGUUAUAUCUCCUACAAGCUCACGCCCACCCACGCUGGCUCACCUGUCUACCGGCGCUACAAACACUUCGACUGGCUCUACAACCGCCUGCUGCACAAGUUCACUGUCAUUUCAGUGCCCCACCUGCCAGAGAAGCAGGCGACAGGCCGCUUUGAGGAGGACUUCAUUGAGAAGCGGAAGCGGCGGCUCAUCCUUUGGAUGGACCACAUGACCAGCCACCCCGUGCUGUCCCAGUACGAGGGCUUCCAGCAUUUCCUUAGCUGCCUGGAUGACAAGCAGUGGAAGAUGGGCAAACGCCGGGCCGAGAAGGACGAGAUGGUGGGCGCCAGCUUCCUGCUCACCUUCCAGAUCCCCACAGAGCACCAGGACCUGCAGGAUGUGGAGGACCGUGUGGACACCUUCAAAGCCUUCAGCAAGAAGAUGGACGAUAGCGUCCUGCAGCUCAGUACCGUAGCAUCAGAGCUGGUGCGCAAGCACGUGGGGGGCUUCCGCAAGGAAUUCCAGAAGCUGGGCAGUGCCUUCCAGGCCAUCAGCCACGCCUUCCAGAUGGACCCCCCCUUCAGCUCCGAGGCCCUCAACAGCGCCAUUUCUCACACGGGCCGUACCUAUGAAGCCGUGGGUGAGAUGUUUGCCGAGCAGCCCAAGAAUGACCUCUUCCAGAUGCUCGACACGCUGUCUCUCUACCAGGGCCUGCUCUCCAACUUCCCCGACAUCAUCCACCUGCAGAAAGGUGCAUUUGCCAAGGUAAAGGAGAGCCAGCGCAUGAGUGAUGAGGGCCGCAUGGCGCAGGACGAAGCAGAUGGCAUUCGCAGGCGCUGCCGCGUGGUGGGCUUCGCCCUGCAGGCUGAGAUGAACCACUUCCACCAGCGCCGCGAGCUCGACUUUAAGCACAUGAUGCAGAACUACCUGCGCCAGCAGAUCCUCUUCUACCAGCGGGUAGGCCAGCAGCUGGAGAAGACUCUGCGCAUGUAUGACAACCUCUGACCACGUGUCCCUGGCCCUCUCCCUGCCCCUGGGGCCUGGUGGCUGCCGUGCAUGCUGCGCUCCAGACCGUCCCACACGAGCAGUGCCUGGGGGGUCGGGGCUGGGCUUUGGAGGAGUCGUGGCUAUCCCUGGGGAAAUCCCCCACCCCUUAGAGGUGGGGGCACAGCAGGGGUGCGAAUGGGGCCGGGAGCCCUCCAGGCCAAGGCCUGGGCUGCUGGUCAGUCCCUUGAGGUCAGGCCAGGGUGUUAGCCUCCCCUAGAGCCUAUAGUGCUCGCUCACUUGGCCACCGCCCCCUCGUUCAUUCAGCAGAUGUGCAGGCCUGCUGUGGCCCCAGGUCAGACACUGGGCAUCCAGGGCUGUGACACGCUUCCUCUUGGGGAGUCCCCAUUCCAAGGUGGGGAUCAGACACAGAAACAGGCAGGGGCAAUGAUUGAUGGUAAAGAAGAGGUUCCUGGCAGCUCGCAGAAGGGACCACUCACUCUGCCGGUCAGGGAUGACUCCGUGGAGUAGGUGACAUUCAAGUAGCGUCUUGAAGAAUGACAAGGACCUGCCAGACAGUACGUGGGGACAGUAGAUGGGGAGGACUUUCAGAGGAGAACAGCACGGGCAAAGCUGUGGAGGCACGAGAACACCCCCCCUUCUCUCCUUUCCCUUUCCCAGGCAAGUGUGCUGCCCCUUGGUUGUGUCCCUUGUGUGACAGAGGGGAGGGAUCUGCCCCGUCCUCGCCCCACCCUCACCCCCUGCAGGAGGAGCUGCAGGCCAACUCCCUCCUGACUCCCCUUCACCAGUUGAGCCCCCUCACCCCUUGGUUAGGGGACCAUGCAGCACCUUUGGCCUGGGCUCAAGGUGCUGAGACAAGCCUCAGAUGCCAGGACCCUGGUGGCACCUUCCUGGAGGGGAUGCCCCAAAGUUACUGGAUAUUUGAGUUCACCAGCAAUAGCUCCCACACUCCAAGCAGGCUUGGGCCUCAGGCUCCCAGGGGCCAGCUUACCCACAGCCCCAGGGAUGUGGGCCCACCUGCCCACAGCCAGCCUCACUGUGAUGCCAGUCCACGUCCUGGUGCAGUUGUGCUGUCUGCCACCCAGGUUUACAUCCUCCAGGGCCAGGGUGUGGUCCGGCAGUGGCAGCGGGUUGGGGGGAAAUGACAGGUGCCACUACUGGCCCCCCCAGGAGGUCAUGGCUGUUCCUGGCUGCUGCUGCUUCAUUCUUCUUUCUUUCUUGUUUUCUUGAUAAACCUUUUACAAUUAAGAUAACAAAAGUAUGACUCCUUAUUUGGACCCCAGGGGGGUUGGGUGGGGGAAGGAUAGAGCCCUAAUUGUCGCUGGGAGCGACUGAGCCACAUUCUGAGGUCGUGAUGGUACAGCAUUUACCCCGGAACAUCACAAGUUGGGGGCAGGGCAGUGCUGGAGGCAGGGGCUAGCUGGGGACCUCUGGGUGGCCCUGGACCCCAGCCGGAUGCAUACCCUUUCCAGACCUCACUCUCCUCAUCUCUCAAAUGGGUGGAGUCCUGCCAGGGGUUUGGCUGUGCUGCUCUGUGGAUCUAGGACUGAGGGUCAUGUGAGGAAGGGACAGUCUAAUUGACAGGGAGUUCCUCUCCCCAGGAGGGCGUAUCCCAGCCUUGCCCCCAGGAAAGCCCCAGUCCAGGGGAGGGGGUGGGACUCAGAACCCAUGUCCUUCCCCAAGCCAUCCAGUCCAGGGUGCCAGCCCUGCAGUGGCUGCCCAGUUAGAAACUGAGCUGGAACCCCCAGCCGUGCCCUUGGGCGUGUCCCAGGCAGGAUGAACAGGCAUCUGUGCACACGGGAAAGAGGAGGGCUGGGGGGCCAGGGUUUUCUUGGGGGCAAUGGGGACUUGGUGGAGGGGGUGCUGCCAGGGUCCGGGCAUCAGGGGAGGCUUUGGCUGGGCUGGGGGCAGGGAGCUCAUGGCAGUGAGAUGGAGUAAGGGGUGGCAGGAGCAGUGGGGAAGGGGCAGCAGAGGCUCUCUGUUCAGGGCAGAGUGUCCUCAGAGGAACUUCUGGAAUGGGCCCCUGGCCCUGGGUCAAAAUUAGGUCAGAUUUGGGACUUUUUGUGGAAUUUUCCCCUCUCUCCUCCCUGCCCUCCUUCUUUCAUUUUCUAACCCAUCUGAGGACCUUCCCACCCUUAACCUCCCAGCUUCAGCCUCCAGGAGGCCUUGGCAGUGAGCGCUCUGACCACAGGGAGGGCGGUGGGGGUCUCCUUCCCAGGGCCAGUCUGCGUCGGGGUGGUGGCAGUGCUCUUCUCAACGCGCAAUGCCUGGACAGUGCCCUGUUCACGCUUCCUGCCCUGAGAAUAGUAUUGCCCUCUUGGGUCUCUUUCCUGCGAUGGGGGCCACCUCCCACGCCUUCCGUCCUCAGGGUGAGGGGAUUGGUCUGAGGCUUUUCUCAGGAGGGGCUUUGGACCUAGGAAAAGCAUCAGGACGUGAAGUCUCCUGAGGGCUCUGGGCUGGGACAGACGUACGUGUGGUGAGAAGUGAGGGUGUCACAGCCCUUCUCUCUGGUUUCUUUCUAUCUCUGUGUAGGUUUGAGUGUUGGGGGAAUGUGAGAUUGGUCUGGGCUGGCUGGAGCCUCUUUCAGCAGGAGACCGGCGACCCGUGUGUGUGUGUGUGGGUAUCCUGGUGGUGGCUGGGCCUGCGGGCUGGCCUCCGUCACAUGCCAGGCAGAUGUCCCAGACUGAGCUGAGCCCAGCUGCCUCCAGUCUCCUCCCUGAGGCAGGUAGAAAACAAGGCCUCUCUUUCUGCCCUGGGCAACUGUCAGCACCUGGAGGUGGGGAGUGGGGGACCCCUGAUCCCCAGUCUUGGCCCAGCCCAGGAAAGGAGUCUGCUUUGUGGCCAAACAUGGGGGUUGGGGAUGGAGGUGGCCUUCAGAUCCGGCAUCCUGCUGCUUCCUGGACACAGGACGGCCAUAAGCCACCAGGCCACGGCUGUGCCACGGCUGAAGCAGAGCCAGGCCUGGUCACAGGUGCAGCUGCCCAACCCAGAGCAGACACAGCCACACAACCUGCCCGUGGCACACAGGCCACGCCUGGCUCCACACACACACAUGUGUGGUCGUGUGCUUGCCCAAGUGCACUCCCAGCCACAGUGUCACAGACGGUCGCACAGUCACAGCCACAGCCACACUCAUCCACACCCACAUGCACGUUGUCUGUCUCAGCCACGUCACUCACAGCCGUGCCACAGUCCUGUGCACAGUCAGACCCUCACAUAGUGACACACACUCAGACACACAUGGCCGCAAAGUCACACCUGCACAUAGCGAAUGGGUCACACAUGCAGAUGCUCUUGGCUUCCACCUGCACCACCUCCUGGACGGGCCAGCCUGCAUCAUCCAUCACCUGACACCACCAAGUUCAAUUCCUCAUUGCACAGACAGGAAACCUGAGGUCUAGUGAGGCGUGGCAUUUGGCUGCAUCACUCAGUGGGUAGGGAUAUGCUCUGGGGUCAGAGCCCAGUUCCCUGCAGGCUCUGGCCUGGCCUUGCCCGCCCCGGGUCAGUCCCCAGGGCCAUGCUCCUUCUGAAGGCCCCUGGCCAAACCUACUCAACAAAGCUCCAGGCAUCUCCCAUCUCUGGAGCCAGAGCUAAGGCUGCAGCAUCAGAGCACAGGAGCCAGAAUGCGGUGGGCAGGGCCCAGGCCUGGGCGGGAGGAACAUUCCUGCACCAUCUCCUCCCCAAGCCUGCGAGGACUGGGCCCGCCUCGCCUGCCUGCCUGCUGACUCAGGCCUCCGGGAGCCAAGCCGGCUUGCCUCCCUCACCCACCCCCAACCCAACCCAACCUGCUUCCCCACCACUGUGGCUCUGCUACCUCCUUCCGCUGUUUGGGGCAAGAGGAGAUGGUGAGCUGUGGCAAAAAGUCGGUGAGGAAACAUAAGAAUUCACCUCCCCUAGACAUAGCUCAGAAGGGUUGAUUGUGAAACCCCGCUCCAAGGUUCAACAAAGCUUUUUCCCUUGGUUUUGUUUUGUUAGUUAAACCUCAGUGCAGUCCGGUCUGUUUAAAAAGCAGUGUCUCACACAGCUGUGGCCUCCUUGGUCCGCACGACAGCCCUGGUAGGCAUCAUUAUUCCAUUUCACAGACGAAGAGACUGAGGCUUGGCCAGAGGGAGGAUGGGACCUGCCUAGGAUCACACAGUGGGGCCAAGGUGGGGCUGGAUUCGAACCCAGCUCUCUGGCUUCAUUCCCUAAAGUCACCUUGAUUAACUUAUGUAGGUCCAGAGGACGAGGGGGUGGCAGACCUUCGCUCCAGAGGUGAAAGAACAGGAGGCUGGCAAACCAACUGCUGAAAUGUGCAAGGGUUUUGAGGGGGUGGGUGACUCCGGCCAGGCCCCCAGGGAGGAAGAGGCUGAGGGUGGCAUUGCACAGUGGCGUCUGCAGUGACUCAGGGUCUCCGUUUACAAAUGACCAUGUGCGAGGAAUACCACUUCACUUUUCUGUAACUGACUUGAAUUUCUGUUUUGCUUUCUCAUUCGCCCACCUGAUAGAAAAGUAAUCUGAAAUCAAUUUGGGGACCCCUCCUUUCCCCAGGGAGGCAUGUAAGUGUUGGGGAUGGCAUAUUUGAAGACCCUAGGCAGGCCCCUGGCACUUUGAAUUUUAGAAGCUGAAUUCCCCCGUCCCAUCACUCACGAAAAUUUGCUUGCGUUCCGCAUGAAAGGUCACUCGUAUAUACCUACUUGAGUUGGGUUCAGUUAAUUACCAGACAAUGUCUUGUCUUGUAGGUAUUUAAUUAAA
Hippopotamus amphibius kiboko is the source of this 7272-nucleotide messenger RNA. RefSeq names its product sorting nexin 33 (gene SNX33). Lineage: Eukaryota; Metazoa; Chordata; Mammalia; Artiodactyla; Hippopotamidae. The transcript has 3 exons. The record is from RefSeq and is a predicted model, not a curated record. The coding region runs from base 814 to 2538 and encodes 574 amino acids. Gene Ontology annotation, cellular component: plasma membrane; cytoplasmic vesicle. Gene Ontology annotation, molecular function: protein binding; phosphatidylinositol binding. Gene Ontology annotation, biological process: endosomal transport; mitotic cytokinesis; mitotic cell cycle.